Molecule: messenger RNA, 699 nt
Organism: Drosophila kikkawai
Lineage: Eukaryota; Metazoa; Arthropoda; Insecta; Diptera; Drosophilidae
Gene: mRpL35
Product: mitochondrial ribosomal protein L35
Biological process (GO): translation
Cellular component (GO): ribosome; mitochondrion
Molecular function (GO): structural constituent of ribosome
Source: RefSeq, a predicted model, not a curated record
AAAACGAUGUGACUCGAGCCUGUGGCGUUGCCAGACGUCGGACAGUCAAACAGCUGAUCGGCUGCUGUUACGCGACACGAAAAGAAUUUGUGGUUUAUUUUGAGUUUUGCCGUUUUAAGUGAGUGAAAUGCUGCGAACCUUUGUGGCCAGCGCACUGCGCAGCGUUUGCCGUCAGUCGCCGGCAGUUACUCCGCUGGUUCCCCUGGUCCAGCAGACACAACGUGCCAGCCUUGUUACUCUAGCCCGGCCCAGUUUGCUACCAGUCCCCUCUUUAACACCAACACCUUUCCUUCAACUACCGAUUAGCCUGGGAGCCACAGGAUCUCCGCCAAGCACCCGAAGCGUGACCAAGUUUUCGCUGAUCAAGGGCAAACGGAAGACUGUCAAGGCGGUGCUUAAGCGAUUCAAGCGUCUGGAAUGGGGCGCCUGGAUACGGACCCACUCCGGCCGCCAAAAGAAGCUGUUCAAGAAGUCGGGCGCCCUGCGGCGGCGCCUCAAGCAGCACGUCUUCACCAACGCCACGCAGAGCUGGCUGCUGGACAAGAUGGUCACCAGCUACUGGAGGCGGCCUAAGCACUACAUUAACGAUCCCUACCGGCCCUAUCACAGUAGGGACGAGUACUUUGCCACCCAGUCGAAGACCUUCAAGGUCUAGCCCGUUGUUCAUUAAAUGUCAUUACUUCUUAUAUUGAAAAAAAA